GUGCUGAGACUGAGCAACGUGCUGCGACAAUGUGCAUCGGCUGUGGCGAGGGUUGUGUGGAAAAGCUGCCGUUUGGUGGGACUGGGUCAACGCCUCGACGAGCCGACGCUCAGAGCCGACCGGAUCGAGUUAGGCCAGGACUGUACGCGCAUGGUGGAGGCCUGUAUGGGCUGUUGGAAAGGCAGUUGCCGGUCCAUGCGAGCGGCAUGCCCACGGUGGCGAAAUGGAUCAGAGAGUGCGCCAACGCCGAUUACUACACAUUCGGACUGCAUGUCCUUUAUACGGUAUUGGUAGCGUACGAGAAAGACCGGGCCACUUCGCCCUAUCGGAAUAAGCGGCACUGGACGCAACAAGAGCUGCGUUGUCUCGAUCCGCAAGCGCUGACUACCCUGACACUGUGCGCGUUGAUCAGGGAAAUGGAAUGGUUUAAACGGUACGAUGGAUAUCACCAGACCAGAGCCAAAUUGCUGAAACGUUCAUGCAUCUGCCAUAAUGCAUCUGCCAUUCUCCCCGUAGUGGACGUUUAUACCGCUUCCAAGAAAAUCUAG
Messenger RNA from Paramacrobiotus metropolitanus, 548 nucleotides. RefSeq lists its product as uncharacterized. Bases 30 to 548 code for a protein of 172 amino acids. Lineage: Eukaryota; Metazoa; Tardigrada; Eutardigrada; Parachela; Macrobiotidae. The transcript is spliced from 2 exons. The record is from RefSeq and is a predicted model, not a curated record.